Messenger RNA from Bradysia coprophila, 589 nucleotides. Its product is annotated as small ribosomal subunit protein uS10-like. Gene Ontology annotation, cellular component: small ribosomal subunit; ribosome. Gene Ontology annotation, biological process: translation. Lineage: Eukaryota; Metazoa; Arthropoda; Insecta; Diptera; Sciaridae. Gene Ontology annotation, molecular function: structural constituent of ribosome. The record is from RefSeq and is a predicted model, not a curated record.
UAUGAUGCAGUUGCAACAACCCAGCAAAAACUAACUGUCAACUCAUCCUUUUCGUUUGAGAAAUUUUUUCGAAAGAACACGUUUCUCGCUUUAUAAAGAAAUUUACUUGGUUCAGCGCUGAUCUAAACAUCGUUGAUUAACUCGACCAGCAAAAAUGGCAUCGGCAGCAAAAGAUAUUGAAAAAUCGAAACAAGAUGUGCCACAAGUGCAUCGCAUUCGUAUCACCUUGACAUCGAAGAACGUACGUUCUCUGGAGAAAGUAUGUGCCGAUUUGAUUAGCGGUGCCAAGAAACAGAAACUCCGUGUCAAGGGACCCGUCCGUAUGCCAACCAAAACAUUGCGCAUCACAACGCGUAAGACACCUUGCGGUGAAGGUUCGAAAACUUGGGAUCGCUUCCAGAUGCGAAUCCACAAGCGAAUCAUAGAUUUGCACUCUCCGUCCGAGAUUGUAAAGCAAAUCACCUCGAUCAACAUCGAACCGGGAGUAGAAGUUGAGGUCACCAUUGCCGAUGCUUAAGUACAAGAAUUUUGUUUUUUUUGUAUUUUACACAAUUUGUAAGCUCAAUACAACAGCGUUGAUCUUAAACUA